AUGCGCUCGGAAAUGUCCAAGCCGGAAGAGCUCGUUUUUGGAACAACUCUUUCAGAUCAUAUGCUAAUGAUUGAAUGGAGUAAAGAGAAAAACUGGAUGGAUCCUCGGAUUAUUCCUAGGCAAGAUCUCAACAUUUCUCCGGCGGCGAGUAGUUUGCACUAUGGUAUACAGUGCUUUGAAGGAAUGAAAGCCUACAGAUCAAUAGCAGACGACUCGAUUCGGCUAUUUCGACCUGACAUGAACAUGAAACGUCUCUCCUCAUCGAUGGAUCGAUUGCAAAUGCCCGGCUUUGAUUUCAAUCACAGCCAGCUAAUAGACUGUAUCGAAAAUCUAGUUCUGCUCGACCAAAAGUGGAUCCCCGAAGGUGAAGGAUACUCGCUGUAUUUGCGACCAACGGUCAUUGCUACCCACAAAUUUUUGGGUUUGGCCGCUCCGGACUCGCUCCUUUUAUUUUGUAUUACGAGCCCGGUUGGUCCAUACUACAAGUCUGGUUUUGCACCUAUUCGACUCACUACGGAUACCCCGUACGUGCGAGCCUGGCCCGGUGGUACAGGGGCUGCUAAAGUGGGCGGAAACUACGCGUCGACCAUGAAACCGCAGGCUGAAGCGGCGGCGAAGGGGUAUUCGCAGGUACUCUGGUUGUUCGGCGACGACGAAUCCAUCACCGAGGUGGGAUCCAUGAAUGUAUUUUUCUUUCUCAUCAACAAAGAGACCAGUCGACCAGAACUUGUCACAGCGCCUCUAGAUCGGGGCGACAUUUUACCCGGUGUUACCCGCGACUCCAUUCUGCAGUUGACGCGUUCUUGGGGAGAGUUUGACGUUUCGGAGCGAUUCCCGACCAUGCCGGAGAUUGCGCAAGCCGCCAAGGAGGGUCGAUUAAUUGAAGCCUUUGGGGCGGGUACAGCGGCCGUUGUGACGCCCAUUUCUUGCAUCGAGUACCAAGGGAACGACAUUGAAAUCCCCGCCACUGGAAAGCUCACACAGCGGAUUUGGGAUGAAAUUACCGGAAUCCAGUACGGGAAAAUUGAGGGACCAGAAGGAUGGAGUAUUCCAAUUGGUGACCACCAGUGA
Phaeodactylum tricornutum CCAP 1055/1 is the source of this 1071-nucleotide messenger RNA. RefSeq lists its product with no specific name. The record is from RefSeq and is a predicted model, not a curated record. Gene Ontology annotation, molecular function: branched-chain-amino-acid:2-oxoglutarate transaminase activity. The coding region runs from base 1 to 1071 and encodes 356 amino acids. Gene Ontology annotation, biological process: branched-chain amino acid metabolic process. The transcript is spliced from 3 exons. NCBI's taxonomy places the organism in Eukaryota, Bacillariophyta, Bacillariophyceae, Surirellales, Neidiaceae.